Porites lobata is the source of this 6070-nucleotide messenger RNA. The record is from the annotation of a GenBank genome assembly. NCBI's taxonomy places the organism in Eukaryota, Metazoa, Cnidaria, Anthozoa, Scleractinia, Poritidae.
GAUUUGUUUCGUAACAUCAUAUCUUUACCGUCAGUGCGAAAACUUUUUAUUCUUGAUUGCAGAUAAUUGACUUUCACUUUAUUUCCUAGGCUCUUUGACUUCACUCGAAGCGAUGCAAAGGAUGCAUGAAUCUUUCUUAAUCAGGACUUUACUGUUUCUUGUAUCUGUCUACUGUAUAAAGACAAGUGGUAAGCGAAAUUUGUUUGUAUGAUUUGUGCUGUUUGUCACGGCCUCUAAUUUUUUCCUGUGUUUUCAACUCGGUACUUGAGAUCUGUUUGAUCAAAAGCCCAUAGGUUCCUGACGUGGUACUACGAUACAAUUCACAGUUAUCAUUUUUUACAGUGUAUCCACUCUAUACCAUUAUACCACACACAUCGGGAAAUUUUAAGCUUGGUUUUCGCGAUAAUUUAUGAACUAAUGAUUAGAGUAAAAACAAUCGAAACCUAAAACUGCUCCUUAAACAGCUUAAAGUAUCUUGUGAAGCGUAACUUAUAUGCAUUCGAGAUAGACAGGAUAGAAAUGAUCCCGAUUGUGUCAGAAUGUAAAUAAAAAGAAACUAGGCCCCAUCAUUUGAGGACUUUAAACAUGUCUGAAUGAGAAAAUAUGAUAUUGACAAAGGUCGUUAUUUUGACCAACGCUGACAAGCGAGCGUGUUGAUCGUCUUGAACUACAAUUUGGCGCGCGUACGUGAUGUAUGUCACACUAAUAGGAAGGUAAGGAAGUUUGAUUUUUAAAAUUCUUUAAAAAGAGUUUUAAAUGCAGUAGCAUUAGUACACUGAUUGAUUUGAACAACUGAUUAUUCAAUUCCGGAAGUGGAUCCAUCUUUGUCCUGUCACUCGAGUGGAGCGUGAAACAUGCGCCCAACCGCGAAAACCGCGUGCGAACUUCGAGAAAAAGGCCUCGCGCAGACUUAAAUUGCGUGAUUGAAUUUGACAGGAAGGCGAAAGGGGCGUUGUUAGGGAAAAAGAAACUAUUGUACUACCGUUGAUCAACCUCGUACCCAGGGCAAUUCACUGACAGGAGAAAUUGGCAGGGGCACUGGGAAACUAGCCUGCGUAGCAAACGUUUCCGUGCGGUUUAGGAGCAAAGAACGAGGAAGGAGAGUCAAAGACCGCGCGAAAAAUGGCGCGACUAAAAGAGCGGGGAGGGGGUGGGGAAGAACGAGAACGAAAUCUUUUGUCAACGCUUACCUUAUGAUGAAAUUACUUAUUAUCUAGGAAUUUUCUAAGAAUUAGGAUCAAUUUUUUGAGACAUUUUGAUCCGUUUGAUCCUUUAAAGCAUUCCGCUUUGGUGAUCAUUCUUUUAAUUCUCAUAACCUUUCCUGUUGACGUUGGUCACUCUUGGGAAAAGCGCCGUGGGGACGAGAUUGAAGUCGGAUAAGACGCCUGGCGCGCACGACUAACAGAUUGAAAAUGUCUUCACUUACAGUGACAUAGCCUGCGAAAACAUCCGUUUCUCCUCGCUCUUCGUCGCUGAGGACGUUUCGUCCUCCGCGCGAAACGUCCUCAGCGACGAAGAGCGAAGAGAAACGGAUGUUUUCGCAGGCUAACAGUGACAAGUAGCAACACUCUUAACUUGUGAUGAUUUAUUUUUUGACAACAGACGGAGCUGUUUCUACACAGCCUAAUGCAAGCCAUUACAUAGCAGAAGGCGAAAAAACGAGUAUUAACUGCUCUCUAAAGGACGAAGCGUUUCAAGGUUGGUUUAUGAAUGGCGAAAGAAUACCCCAUGAUCCAUUGCAAAGACGGCAUGUAAAAAAUGACGGAAACCUGUGGUAUAGUUUGAAUAUAAGGAGGGUGAAUAGAACAGAUGAUGGGCCGUAUGAAUGCCGUGGAGAAACGAACAAAGCUCAAGUGAUGUUAUAUGUAGAAUGUAAGUACUGCAGCGGAAAUAGAUAGAGCUAUUUUCGUACGACCUUGAAAAAUGGUUUCGGUAAGUGUUCGUCAUUUGUUUUAUCAGCCAAUGGAUGAAAAGAUCAAGACAUGGUCUCUUCGUUUUCCCGCCAAAGAAAACCCUAAUAUGGAGAAGGCAUUGUUCGAUUGACCAAUCGUGUUGCAGUAUGACGUCAAAGCGAAGUAUCGAUUGAUUUCUAGAAAGUUCCCGUACAUGAAGUUUUUUUCACCCGAGCGUUCGCUUGACCAACCAAAAGCUACGCGCGGUUGUAUCCGUUCCAUAAACCAAUCAAAACGCUCUAUUUUCGUUCGUUUGUUGUUUCUGUUUUGUCCGCGUGUUUUCAUUUCAAGGUCAUACGAAAAUUGCUCUAUCAUUGUUUUGACUUUAAGUUCUUUUCGUCUCACGGUUAGUUUUUGCCCUCAUCCAAAUUCUUUUUUGUGCCCUCUUUUUGGCUUCUCAUCUCAAAGGGAGAGAGUCUUUUCGCGUCUCUCAGGAGUUUGUGAGUAGAGACAGCUGAAAUUCUGGCUAGUAUCGCUAAGGGUCUUCCUUGUUUUAAAUAAAGAAAAUAGAAAGAAGACAAGAAGAAAGGAAAAAGAAAAUAGAACGUUUUCAAUGAUCAACAACGUAUAAAUCUAAAUCAAGGUCACUAGACCUCUUAUUUGGCUGCACAGCUCAAAAUGGCCUUUUUUAGGGGGGGCAAAUAAAACCUGAGCCACACCCAGAUUGGUCCCCCUAAGAAGAGCCCCCUCCCUUUCACAUUGAUGCCCCUCUUCACGGCCCUUAUGGCUUAUAAACUUCCUUUUUGCAUUGUUGUAAUUGCAGACCGUCCUGUAUUUAUCAGCGAGAGGUCCACAAACAAUACGGUGUACUCAUCGGUUGGUGGCAACGAAGAAGUCACUUUGACUUGCGUGUUUGACGGGUUCCCUGUUCCUCGCGUGCGAUUCAACAUAUUUGGAGAAGAACUGAACAACAGCGGUAUCACUUAUGCUCCUGGUUCGGCAUCAUACAGGUUUUUGACAGAAAGUCAAAGUGAUUUUGGAUUUUACACGUGUAAAGGGACAAACAGCAGAGGAAGUGCCUCGCACACAAUAGAAGUCCACGAGCGAGGUAUUUCAGCCAUGAUUUUCUCAAAGCCCUCUUUAAAUCUUUUAGGGCUUGUACCAGCUUAGAAAACGAGGAAGGAAACAGAAAGGUUAAAAACAAAUGAUAAAGAGAGAAAGAAAGGAGCAAGGAAACAAGAAGUAGUAGAUUUGGUGCGAAAGUCAGUCAACUACGACGUGAUAUGACCAAUGGUUAAGUUGGGUCCCUUCUAAAAUAUCAUUAUCAUUAUUAUUAUUAUUAUUAUUAUUAUUAUUAUUAUUAUUAUUAUUAUUAUUAUUAUUAUCAUCAGACAUUCAUUCUUUUGGAGAAAACUAAUGGCAAGGCGAUAAGAUAAAAAGAGAACAAGUUUAGUUAGAAUGCUUGCAGUCCAUCUUUUCUCCUAGAAAAUAAGAGACUGCUCACAGGCUACAGAAUGGUGGAUUAAAACGCGAAAAACGAACGUUUGAAAUUAUAGGGGAUGUAAUAAGGCUAGGAAAAUAAUGUCCCUGUGAAUUUUUUUUGAAAUUACUAUAGCUGUCAUGCUAUUAGGACCAUGACAUUAUGCAAGAGAGACGACCAACUUAACGCGCCGCAGGUUAUCUAAAUUGUUCAAAUUUGUAGCGGUUGUUUCGUUCCAGGCGUUUCCGAACCUCCAAACAACAUCCGAGCAUCGUCGAGUUGUAACAGCGUCGAUGUAAAGUGGGAUCCGGCUGAAAAAGAUGGCGGAAGUCCGGUGAUCGGAUACUAUAUUGAACUUAGGCAUGAAGGGAAAACAUUAAAAUCAGAGUACCUUAAGACCUCACUUCGUAAAAAGACCUUCAAAGAGCUAGAGGUUAAAACUUUGUAUGAAGUACGAAUGAACUCUGAAAACGCCUUCGGGAAAGGAGAGUGGAGAAUGGUUUCCAUCAACACUACUGAGGCAUGUAAGUGACGACUAGUGAACUGAUUAUCUUUCUCUUCUCCUGCACUGUCAUCUCUAUGCUGCGAUUUCUACUUAGUUCCAGGGAGGGGGGGGGGGGUUACUCCUUACAAUGGCCUAUCCCCGCCCAAAAGUCGUAUCUACUUCAUGGCUUCAAGUAUAUGAAGGGUAGGGCUUUCACAACAUGAACUACCCGUAAAAUUCCGAAAAUAAGCCCCUCCAUGUAUAAGCCCCCAAACUCUUCAGGCUUCAACCCUCCGUUAAAUCGCCCCUCCGAAUAUAAGCAUGGGGGUUUUUCUUGGAAAUUGCCCUCAAAUACAAAGCAAAACAAAGAAAAACGGUUAAAUCUGUCAUUUUCCCUCCGAUCUUUAAAAUGGCCUUUGAAAAUAUAAGGGGGCUUAUUUUCGACAUAUGAAUGAAAAUCUUUAUUUCGGCUUUGAAGAUGUCCCAAAAGGGCUUCAGAAUGAGUUUUGUGAUUUGAAAAUGUUCUUAACUAGGUAUAUGGAAGGGGUUACCAUUUUUAAAAGAAAGUUAUUUGAAGCAGUUAAAAGGGACUGCCAAAGAUUCUAAAAGGAUAGGGGUUGGACCUCGUGGCGGAGCCUCCCAUUUGGGAUCAAAUGAAAGUAUACGAAACUGCCCGCCUACCCCUUUGUAAAAUAACAUUAAAACUUACUUCUCCUUUAGGACAAAAUGUUGGCUUUGAGGAGGAGUGGGUGGGCAGUUUUGAAACCUGAAUUGAUCCCAAGCUUUGUUGAGUAGUGCCUCGGGUCAAGUUCCGGUCAAACGGCUCGACAAUAUCUGUCAAGUCGAGUCGAGAGAUGAUGGCGAAGAUCAUACCACGUCAAACGGCAAAAUAGAAUACUUGUCCUUCUUCGCAGAACUGGGGACACAUCUUCAAAGUAAUGACUGGAGCGAGCCGAUCUAUCAUCUCUUCCCCCGGUUUCUCGCUCAGUCUUGGCUGUAGUUUUGCAGCUUGAUGCUAGCCCUUUUCCAGGCGUUCAGAUCGUAAAGCGUGGGCGAAAUAUUGACGAGGAAAAAAAAAACGAGGGGAAAGUCUCCCCUCGUUUUCCCCACGUACGAAUUUACUCGUUCUCCACCAUCUGAACGCCUGGAACGGACGCGUCAUUCUGGUUUGUGGGACCUAAAAGAUGUUUUAAAUUCGCGCCAAAAUCGGUUUAAAAAUAGACGAGCCCGUGAGAACGCCGUGAUACCAGAACUUUCAAAAGAAGUUUCUCUCUCCGGGUUAUGGGCCCCAGCUGAAAAAUUUUGACGCGAAAAUAGACCGGUCUUAUGACGCGAAAGAGUCUUAGAGUAUUCCCGAUAAUGGGCUCUAGGGAAAAACCUAAAACUUUGUGUUUGUUUAUUACCUCCACAGGUUCGUCGCAAGCUUUGUCGUCAUCAGCGGGCCAGUUUCCAAUCUUUUUCUUGUGGGUCGGAGUGAUAAUUUGUCAUAUUCUUCGGAUAUUUCUACCUAACAGCGCCAUGAUUUAAUAUAACGAGGUAGAGAAUAGGAAGAUGCCACAGGUCUGUCAGUUUUGCGAGCAACAAGGCAAGCGGAGUGUUUAACGAAAGCUGUCUCUGUAUGAGAUGAGGAAGUGAAAUAGCGGACUUGAGGUCUGUGUUUUGUGCGGACAGCUUAAAAAAUUGGUCAGGAAAACACGGCAUCUUGGACGUGAAGUGUACUGAGCCCUGAUCCAGUUUCGGCCACAGGAUAUGGGGAAGAAAGCGCUCGUGCGGUAAAUAAAUAAAGAAUGCUACUGUACCAAGCCUAGACUUUCAAAAAAGUCCUUGGUCGGAUUUCAUAUGGCGCAGGACCUCUCGCAACUUCGUCGCUCGCGGUCAAAAAAGGCUCGCUCGCUCUCCAAGAGGUCGACCUGUAGCAAGACUAUACCAAGCCCUAAGACAAGAGGAUUGCUAAGAUGAUAACAAGAUACUCUACAAAACGCGAGAAAUAGGUAGUGAAAAGCCGCGUGCGGGUGCCGGCAAAAUGACAACGACAAGGUGAAACGGAGAGUACCCAAUAGCCAUAAUGGCUCUUCGAGUAACAAAUAAUGAGUAUACUGAAAUAGAUGGGGGUGGGAAACGUGCUGCGCCAUCUCCCAAGCGCGCAAGUAACGGACGCAUAAAAUGAGGGGGGCGGGGGGGGGAGGGGGCGGAGACUUUCUAAUUUUCCCCUUA